This is a messenger RNA of Phragmites australis (common reed), 2682 nucleotides long. RefSeq names its product BAG-associated GRAM protein 1-like. NCBI's taxonomy places the organism in Eukaryota, Viridiplantae, Streptophyta, Magnoliopsida, Poales, Poaceae. The coding region runs from base 336 to 2138 and encodes 600 amino acids. The transcript has 17 exons. The record is from RefSeq and is a predicted model, not a curated record.
UCCUUUACAUAGGCAAAAGUCUGACUCGGACGCCAUUGCAGCUGUAUCAUAUGGACUGCUAGAGAUGGCCUUACCGGUGCAUGCCCGGCCCGAAGCACCGUUUUGCUCGGCUAAUCAUUGCCCCUUCCGGCUCCCGGCCCCAGCCGGCCUUGUGUGCACUCUCACCGACGACCCCGAGCUUGGCUCACUUUAAAUGCCCCGGUGAACUGGCCGUCGCAGGCUUCCCCUCUGCUCUCCAUUCCCCAAACCUUGCACCCCUCGUCGCUGUGUCAGUGAUCGAGUCGGCCUGAUCGGUUCGUCCCGGGCGCGAGGAGCUGAUCCAUCCGGCGGAGACGAUGGGGGAGUGCCUGUCGUGGGUACUGGGCCUCCUCCUGCCGUCGCUGUGGGAGGCCGAGGUGGCCGUCUCCGCCGCGGCGCUGCUCGUCGCCGUGCUCGUCCUCUUCCUCUUGUCGGACCAGCACUCCAAGCCCGCCGCCGCCGCCAGCAGCGACUCGUCCGCCUCCUCCCCGCAUUCUUCUACGAUCGCAAGCUGCCACGGAGACGCGGGCCGCGGCCGGAGUUGCGCGAGGGGGAAGGCGGUCGCCGAUAUCUCUUGCGCUCGGGGUGCCGGCGGCUACGCAAUCAAGCUGGAGCUGCUGUCUGCCAAGUACCUGAUCGGCGCCAACCUGAACGGGGCCUCCGAUCCUUACGCCGUCAUCUCCUGCGGCGACCAGAAGCGCUUCAGCUCCAUGGUGCCCAGCCAGAGAAACCCUUUGUGGGGAGAGGAAUUCAACUUCCUGGUCGAACAACUCCCGGUAGAGGUAACCAUAACAAUAUAUGACUGGUACAUUCAAUGCAAAUGCAAAGUUAUUGGAUCCGUAACUAUAGCUGUCCUGAGUGAAGACGAAACGGGAGCCAGUUGGUAUGAACUGGACAGCAAAUUUGGUCAGAUCUGCUUGCGUCUAUGUUCAACUAAAGUAUUUCCGGCUUCUGAUAGCUUCUUUGAUGAAUGUACUGGAAUUGAGUCCCCGAGAAAGAUGAUACUGAGUAAGCAACGCCAGGCGAUGAUUGAAGGCAUUGGGCCUCUGCAAACCAUAUAUAAACUUCAACAUGAUGAUAUUGUUCAACAUAGUUACUCCUGUGCUCUGGAGAGGUCUUUCUUACACCAUGGCCGUAUGUACAUCUCCCAAUGGCACAUGUGUUUCCACUCUAGCGUAUUCUCCAAACAAUUGAAUGUGAUUAUUCCAUUACAGGACAUAGACGAGAUAAAAAGAAGUCAGCAUUCUCUUAUCAACCCAGCUAUUACCAUUUUUCUUAAUGCUGGUACAAGUGGUCAUGGAGUACCUCGUUCGUGCAACCAAAAUGGAAGGGUUAGGUACAUGUUCACAUCAUUCUGGAAUAGAAACCAUACAUUUAGAGCUCUAGAGACUGCACUACAGAGUUAUCGAGCAACCUUUGAAGCUGAAAAGCAGAUGAGAGCACAUUUACUUCUACAAAGAGGAAGUGACGAUCUAAUCAAUAGUAAGGCAAACAACAUAAAGUCAGCAAAAAAAAGCAUCGAAAAGGAUAUAACAUUCCAGCCUUUCAUCAACAAACAUGUUCUUGUAGACGUAACCAGUAAUACUUUCCCUGGUACAACCGAGAAGUUUUUCAGUGCCAUAUUAGGUGACAAUUCAAUGUUUUUCCAGCAAUAUCGAGAUGCAAGAAAAGAUACAGAUUUAAAGCUGAGCAAGUGGUGUGCCUCAAAAGAGUACGGUGGCAAAGUUCGUAAAUUGACUUUCAGGUCGCUAUGCCACAGUCCUUUGUGUCCUCCAGACACCGCAGUAACAGAAUGGCAGCAUGCUUCUUUCUCAAAUGAUAAAAGAAACUUGAUCUAUGAGACAAAGCAGCAGGCACAUGAUGUUCCAUUUGGUUCCUACUUUGAGAUCCACUCCAGGUGGUCGCUAAGAACAACCUCCAGUUCGACAUGUCAAAUAGAUAUAAAGAUUGGGGUAAACAUGAAGAAAUGGUGCAUUCUACAAUCCAAAAUAAAAUCUGGAGCAACUGAUGAGUACAGGAGAGAGGUUUGCAAGAUUUUGGAGGCUACCUGUGAUUAUAUCCUCAAGUUUGAGUCGAACAGCCAAUGCAGUGAUGAUAUUGUGGUGGCAUCUUCACUGUGAAAAUCCGCAGAUGAAAAUCACCCACACAGUUCCAUGAACACAUACAAGCACAGUGCAAACAAGUUUGCAAGAUUUUGCAGGGUGAUUGUGAUCACAUCACGAAAGCUGAGAACAAUCAAGCCAGCUAUGACAUUGUGGAGACAUCCAUGAAAAGUUGCGAUGGAAGGCACCAAUGGAAUUGCAGCCACACAAAUAAGAAGCUUCAGACCAUGGAGACACUCCUGCAAAGUAGCAAACCGGUAUCAUUGUGCCAUUCAGUACAUCAACCAAGCAAUCAUAGAAGUGACCCACUUUAACCUUUCCACUCGAUAACAAAACAUGUCAAAGUUGAAGUUCCAUAUUUCAAGCUUCAAGAGAAAAAAGAAACCCAAACUUCCAUAAGGAUUGGUGCAAUUUGACUUCCUAUGGAAGCUAGUGCAAGCUAAUGAAUUACCUUGGCGUGUGUGGGUGUGUGUUGUAAGGGUUCCUACCCUUUUCCUUCUUCUUUAAUAUAAUGAUACACAACUCUCCUACAUGUUCGACAAAAAAAAAAAGAUUCAAACAA